AUGCUUCUGGGUAGCAUUUACAGAUUCUUUUUAUGCUUUAUUAUUUGUUUCUUCAGCGUUUCUUGCUCAUCAUUUGAAUUCAGCUUGGGGGGAGAUUAUUUAUUGGGUGGUCUUUUUGCUUUACAUGAAGUGGAUCAUGCAAAACCCCAGUCCACCCCAGAGGCCGUUGAAUGUUCCAGGCACACAAUUUCAGUAUCUGGUUAUCAGAUGUUCCAAGUGAUGAGGUUUGCUGUUGAGGAGAUUAAUAACUCCACCACCCUCCUGCCUAAUGUUUCUCUUGGCUAUGAGAUUUUUGACCAUUGUACUGCAACAAAGAAUUUCCCUGCAGUUUUCAGUUUUAUCUCACAGAAUGGAUCAAUAAAACCUAAAGAAAUGCUCAGUGACCAUCAGCCUAAAGUGAUUGCUUUAACAGGACCAUAUGGAAGCACGAGAACUGUGACGAUUGCAUCAUUGCUCACAAUUGACCUUAUACCAAUAGUGAGCUAUGGAGCUACCAGCUAUGCGUUAAGUAAUAAACUUCAAUAUCCCUCUUUACUAAGAACAGUCCCCAGCAACAAAGACCUGAUACAGAUGAUUAUUCGCAUCAUACAGUGGUUUGGAUGGAACUGGGUUGCCUUCCUUGGAAGCCAGGACGAUUACAGUGAAGACGGCCUAAAACAGUUUAACAAGUAUAUUAACAAUACUGACAUUUGUUUGGCCUAUCAAGAUACUCUUAGCUUAGAGGCAAACUACAGUUUAGCACUUAAGAAGAUUGAUAUGCUCAAAAUAAAUGUCAUUGUGGUUUUUGCUAUGCCACAAAAUGUAAAAAACAUAAUCAAAGCAGCCAUAGCAAACAACAUCCGAGACAAAGUUUGGAUUGCAAGUGAAACAUGGUCAAUGGAUAAACAGCUUCCAAGAGAGCCAGGAAUUGAAAAAAUUGGUAGAAUUAUUGGCAUUACGGAGAGAUUAUUGUCACUGCCUGGAUUUGAUGAAUUCAUCUUUAAGGCCAAAGGAACAUCUAAUGUUCACAAUAAUGAUAGCGUUGAAGUCCAGGGUGAUACAUGUAAUCAAGCUUGCGAGAGCUGCUCAUUGUUGACUGCAGAAGAAAUUAUAAAUGAAAAUCCCACAUUCUCUUUUGCCAUCUAUGCUGCCAUAUAUACCAUAGCUCAUGCAUUACAUAAUGUUCUACAGUGUGACAUGACUGAAUGCCACAAAAAUACAACAGUUAGGCCAUACAUGCUUCUAGGCGAAAUGAAGAAAGUGGAUUUUUCACUCAAUGGUCAUCAGGUGAAAUAUGAUGAUAAUGGUGAUCCAACCGUCAAUUACGCAAUCAUGCUUUGGCAUACUGAAACAAAUCCUCCACGAUUUGAGAUGGUGGGCACAUAUGAUACAUUUCCAGAAAUUACCUUUACCAUCAACAGCUCUCUUUUGCCCUGGCAUAACAAUGGUUCUGUUCCUUUCUCCAACUGUUCUGUUGAGUGUAAGGAGGGAUAUUCCAGGGAACGCGAGGGAUUGCAUGAUUGUUGUUUUCAGUGUAAAAAAUGUCCAAGGAACAGCUAUGUGAAUUAUUCUCGGGACCCCAAUACCUGUUUUCCAUGUGCAGAGAAUGAAUGGUCUGUUGAGGGGAGCACAACAUGUAAGACACGCUCUGUUGUCUAUCUUGAGUUCACAGAAAUCCCCUCCAUCAUAUUCAUGGUUUCUAUCAUAUGCCUGAUGUCUUUCUUUAUUGCCAUCUUUUGCCUUUUUGCCUACAAUCACGAUACACCAGUGGUGAAGUCAGCUGGUGGCAGCAUGUGUUUGCUAAUGUUGGCAUGUUUGAUUAUGUCUAGCAUAAGUUUGUUCUUCUUCUUUGGAAACCCCACACCUGCACAUUGUAUCUUGAGAAAUUUUAUAUUUACAUUUUUCUUCACUGUCUGUCUCUCCUGUCUGACUGUCCGUGCUUUUCAAAUUGUUUGUAUCUUCAAAAUGGCUGCCAAGUUUCCUAACUUGCACAGCUUUUGGGUAAAGCACAAUGGCCACUGGCUCUUCAUUGUAUUUUCCUCUGUUGUUGUUUUAAUUGCUUGUGUGUUAUGGGUGACUGUUGCACCUCCCAAACCCACCAGGGACACGCUUUCUUUUAAGGACCAGGUUAUACUUACCUGUGAAAAUGGGAACAUUAUUACCAUUAGCAUUAUUGUCUUUCUAUGUUGGUUUCUUGGUUUCCUCUGUCUCGUUUUUUCUUACAUGGGAAGAGAUCUGCCGAAAAAUUACAAUGAGGCCAAAUCAAUAACCUUUGGUUUAGUGUUGUUUUAUGUGAGCUGGACUGCAUACAUUACAGCAGUACUCACUCUGAAGAGCAAAUACAUACUGCUUUUUAAUGCAAUAGCCCAGCUAGCCAGUAUAAGUGCAAUUUUCUUCAGCUAUUUCAUACCAAAAUCUUAUAUCAUAAUAUUUCAACCAAAAAAGAACACAACUGCAUACUUUCAAACAUCAAUUCAGAAUUACACCCAAACCAUUAGUAGGACCUAG
Messenger RNA from Myxocyprinus asiaticus (Chinese sucker), 2487 nucleotides. RefSeq names its product taste receptor type 1 member 1-like. Gene Ontology annotation, biological process: G protein-coupled receptor signaling pathway. NCBI's taxonomy places the organism in Eukaryota, Metazoa, Chordata, Actinopteri, Cypriniformes, Catostomidae. The coding region runs from base 1 to 2487 and encodes 828 amino acids. Gene Ontology annotation, cellular component: membrane. The transcript is spliced from 6 exons. Gene Ontology annotation, molecular function: G protein-coupled receptor activity. The record is from RefSeq and is a predicted model, not a curated record.